Cylicocyclus nassatus is the source of this 1527-nucleotide messenger RNA. Lineage: Eukaryota; Metazoa; Nematoda; Chromadorea; Rhabditida; Strongylidae. The record is from the annotation of a GenBank genome assembly.
UACCACCAAAAAUUAACGUACCCGUCAGUUUACUCGCCAGCUGUACGUGAGGUACCGGAAGUUGUGCGGCUCCUCGUAAUGCCUGAGUUUGUUCGUCGUGCGCGAACGAUCAUCGAGUGACACUAAUUAUUCGCUGAAACGUCAGAUAUCUUGUCGACGCAUUGCUGCCAACGCUUGCUUAUUCAAAAUCGACUUCCGGAGUCAACUCCUCGAAGUGCAGGACAUCGCCCAGGUAUGGCAAGCAAUGAAGGCGAGGACAAGAAAACGGGCACAAGGGUUUUUAAGAAGACCAGUCCCAAUGGAAAGAUCACGACAUACCUUGGUAAACGAGACUUCAUCGAUCGCGGUGACUAUGUUGAUCUGAUAGAUGGCAUGGUAUUAGUAGACGAGGAGACGGUCCGGGAAGGGCGACGAGUGACCGCAACACUAUUGGCGGCAUUCCGAUAUGGACGAGAAGACCUGGACGUAUUAGGGCUAACUUUUCGAAAGGAUCUGAUAUCACAACAGUAUCAGGUUUUUCCUCCAACCCCAUCACAAACGACAAGGCCGUUAACGCGACUACAGGAGAGGUUAAAACGAAAGCUAGGUGAUCUGGCGUUUCCGUUUUGGUUUGAGAUCCCACCACGAAGCGCCAGUAGCGUCACAUUGCAGCCUGCUCCUGGCGAUACUGGGAAGCCAUGUGGAGUAGACUAUGAACUGAAGACUGUUGUUGGAAGUUCUGACUCGAAUACCAGUGAUCGUCAGCGCAGAAACAGCAGCGUGCGACUAGCAAUCCGAAAGCUGACUUAUGCUCCUUGGGAAGCGCGCCCACAACCGACUGCAGACGUUAGUAAGGACUUCAUGAUGAGUGCUGGACUUCUGCAUAUGGAAGCAUCGCUGGAUAAAGAGAUGUACUAUCAUGGUGAGUCAAUAGCCGUGAAUGUCCAUAUACAAAAUAACAGCAACAAGUCCGUGAAGAAACUGAAGGUGAGUGUCGUGCAGAUUGCCGACAUAUGCCUUUUCACCACUGCAUCGUAUACAUGCGAAGUGGCUCGAGUGGAGAGCGCGGAAGGGUUUCCUGUUGGACCGGGAGCGACGCUAUCCAAAGUGUAUUCCGUAUGUCCGCUGUUGCGAAACAACAAAGAUAAGAGAGGUUUGGCCCUUGAUGGUCAACUUAAACAUGAAGAUACGAAUUUGGCUUCAAGCACCAUAAUGGAGCCAUCAACGACCAAAGAAAGUCUUGGUAUUGUUGUUGCGUAUAGAGUAAAAAUUCGUGCUGCCAUUGCUGGACCCCUUGGCGGGGAACUGGUGGCUGAACUGCCAUUCACGCUUACACACGCGAAACCAGCAGAAACUCCGGAAAGAAGGGAUCGACCUAUAGUCAGCCGCUCUGCAGAGGGCAGUGCAGGCCCGGAUCCAUUGGAAGUCGAUUUGAUACAGUUGAAUGAGGAAAUACCACAAAUGCUUGAUGCGCUGCUAAUUCAUCGUUCUAGGCGAUUGCAAUCAAAAAACGUGUCAUCGGUAAACAAAGAGUAUGGUAAGUGGUAA